AUGUCGAGAAGUUAUGAGAACGCGAACUACCAAUCAACUUUUCUCCACAAGGAAGAGAAAGAUGUUGGACCUUUUUAGAUUUUUGACAAAGUCCUUCGUCCCCUUUAGAUCGUGGCCGAUCUUCAACUUUUCCUUAGGCCAGCUUUGAAAAAAUUGUUGACUUAUCUCGAAGGUCAUUUGGAGGAUUACCGCUCAUCUUGCAGAGACCUUUCCAUUUAUACCGGCCUCUCAGGUAAGUCAUAUUUACCAAAAAAAUAAAUGGUGCAUUUGGUGCCAUUUUUAGGCUUUUUUACUGAGUCAAGUGUCGUUAACCACGCUCUUAUUUUUUAUUGGAGAAGUUUCGGCUCGGCUCUGCCAGUUUUAUUGAGGAAACCGUAGGCGUAAGUCUUUGAGCAUAGCAGUUGUGGUGUUGAACACGGUACUGUGUACAUAAUGGCCGGGUGAAGUUAACUUUGGUCUCAUGUCGUCCAGACUUAUCUUGAAACAGACAUCGGCCGACAUCCUCAGUAAAAAUUUUCAACGAUGGUGACAACAUCUGCGGAGAUAACAGUCCAUGGUUUGACCACGGUGGUAGAGGUAGACGUUUCUCGUAUCCAGCCGUGCUCGUUAAACGCGAGAUGUUUGUAAAAGAUCUCCAUGCAUUUGCAUAUAAGUAAAAGGUAGGAGCUUUCAACUUAAUAGGCGCGUCCCAAAAGGCAAAUGCUUUUCUAAAUAUUUUGAGAUUCGACUGGCGGGCCUAUUUUCUAUGUAUCUUAGUUUGGAGAGAUGUUUCUAUCGAGGACCGCAACAUUUUCGUGGUCUAUCUAAAGGAUUGAAUACGGGUUGUUGUGUAAUUCACUACGUAAACAUUUCUAGUGCUCUUGCUACGGCUGACCCUUUCCCAUUAGUGAGAGAAGUAACCCAUACUACAACCUUAGGCCUCAGUCCGAGCCGCCAAGUUGUGGUAUUUUGCCGCUUCUCACACUCGAUAUGUGAAGUUUAUGUUUAUUUCAAUUAAAUUUUGCUGUAGUCUUCGAAAAACCACUUUACGAUUCAUAUUUUGUAUUAUUUCUCACCAUAAAUUUUAUACAGGUAUGUCAGAUAGUGUCUCAAUACCGGUUGAUCGGUUAAACUAAGCAUUUUAAUCUUAAAAAAUAAUGUAAAUUAGUUAGUUUUAUAUGAGUUUCUUGAGUAACUGCAGGUUUUUUUCAUCGUGGCGUUUGGAUUCGUUCUGCUAGUCUGCACAACUACACACAUGCUUGAGACCAGGCUUGAAUCACCACUUUUUGGUAGCAAUCCUUCGUAGAUGUAAGGGCAACUAUUUACUUCAUUCCUCAUCGAAAGUUCUACGCUCACCUCUGAUGUCUUUUCAAGGAAUCCUCCUUCUUGGUUUGCGUCUGAAACAAUCGCCAGAUCUCGUCAGUGCAUUGCAGUUGGAGGAUUUUGUCACUCGCGCUCAGUCUCUUGUUGUAGAGACGGUGCAUAACCGCGAGAAAUCCAAACUUUCCAAAAAUGUUAGCGUUCUCACAAGCGACUAUGUGGGGCCCUGCCUCGUUGGAGCCCUGUUUCAUCGCGAACAAAUUGCUGAGCCUGCGAUAAAGAAGGCCUGCUCCGCCUGCUUUGACAAGAUUGUAAAAUGUGAGCGGUAUGCCACCGCGCCAUCCUCCUCAGACAUGCCGAACGAACUUCUCUAUGGUCGGGCCGGCUACCUCGCUUGCUUGCUGCUACUUCUAGAUGCUGGCUACGAUGUGCCUGUAAAUUGUAUUAGUACUGUAAGUGACUUUUUCAGUCCAACCCAUUCCUCUUUUAUGUAUAUCGCGUUUGCGUCAUGGUUCUCCAGCAAGUAAUUUUUUCCAAGGUGUGUCAUGAAGAUGGUGGUGUACCCCCUUCGAUUUUGUGCGUUGACAUGCCUUCACACAUGCAGCUAGAGUGAAUAAAGUUCCAAACGGUUAUCCCAUGUUACUCAGUUGUCCCGAUAGCUGACUCGGUAAGGAAGAACCUGGUCUCAUUUCAUGCGGUCAUAUGUGGGUUGUUUGCCGUGCUCCAGAUAUGGAGGCAUAACCUCGAGAAGACCUUUAAUCCGAGACAAUGUCAGAUAGGAUGUCAUUUAGAAAUUGUUGGAGGGUUCAACUGAAGAGGACAACCAAAAGAAUGAAGGACAGCUGCCUCGGCUGCUUGAAAUUCAGUUACUGAGUUAGAUGCUGGCCGAGGUUAGACUGGGGGACACUGGUUAUUUUGAUUCGAUCCUUCCUUCAGGUGUCUUAAGUUGAGACACCUGAUGCUGGAAUCUUCAUCACUUUCUCCAUUGACGACAGAAAUCACUAAGCCUUUGGCGUGGACACGGAUAAGGGAUCGAGUUUUUUUGCCCUUCUACUUUCUAUUCUGGCAGAGGUUGCUGUUUUUUUACUAUUGGUACUUGGCUUGUUCCAUUGUCUACUUCGGCGACUUAACACAUUCGGAUAGUAGUUAAGGCAACUGUACCCCAAAGAUAUUUUUCUGGACUUCAGACUAUACCUAAACUACAAGCGGAUGCUAUAAAUUCCCGCCUGUUUUGGGUGCUGUCAUAUUUAAUGUGUGGUCCGAAACACCCUUCAUGUUAUCCUCCUGUCAUAUUCCAUGACGGCCUGUUGGAGCUCACUGCCGGAACGUAAAUCGUACCACGAAAUUGUUGCCACCGACUUCUGAUUAUUUCAGACUGCACGUCUAAUCACGUUCAACUCCCAGAGUUCCUUCAUCCCAACGAAUUGGGUACACUUUUUCUACCGUAGGUUGUUGAACAGAUAUUGUCCGAGGGACGUCGUUUGAGCAAGGAGAUGCAGUCCAAUGGGACCUAUCAGGACCUCAUCAAACCGUGGGCCCUGAGAUGCCCACCGUUGAUGUUUCAGUGGCAUGGCAAGGCGUAUCUGGGUGCUGCUCACGGCUUUGCUGGCAUCUUGAUGACCUUGCUGAAGGUGAGUGACAAAUAGCGUCAUAAACAGGACAAACUAUAAUCCCCCUCAAAUUUCAAUGUUCUGCACAAAAAUACAUUUAACCCUUUGGUUCUCGACGUAUAGACGGUCAACAGGCACUUGACAAUAAUAUCAUUGGCGGUGUUUUUGCAUGGAAAGUCAGAAAAAAGGUUCCUAACACAAACUGUCUGUAGAAAUGGCUUUUUAUAAGUAAUUGAGCACUUUGCGACUACAGGAAAGAGCUCUUAUUUGAAGAUGUUUGACUUCGAUAAAAUGUCUUCUCCAAAGCAUAUUAAGAUGACUGCAAACACCCUAAAGUUUGGAAGUUGCCAUUUUGUCUUGACGGGCGAGGGGAGCGAUUAAUAAAGCCUGAUGGACAGAAAGAUCGGACAUAUUUCAACGACCGACGGACGUCUGCUUCAUUGACCUUGCCGCCGUUUUUGAUUCCGCUCUUCGUGAGUUCCUGUGGCGGAUAAUGGCGCUAGAUGGUGUACCGACAAAAAUAACCGCCAUGACCAAGGCGUAUUAUCGCUCCAUAACUGCGAGUGUCCUGGUCCGCAACAAUCUUUCCCAACCAUUAGGUAUUCGGUCUGGCGUUCGAAAGGGUUGUAUCCUGUCGCCCAUUCUGUUCAAUGAUGCUAUUAACUCCCUCUCCAUCGCCACUAAGAUUCGCGUGUACCGUGUAUCUGUCCGGUCUGUCCUUCUCGACGGUUGUGAAUGCCGGGCUUUGCUCGUGGAGGACAAGCGAGAACUGGAUGUAUUUGACCACCACUGCCUGAGGACCAUCCUUCAAGUGAAGUUCACCGACUUCGUCUCAAAUGAGACAGUCCGCGCUGGCUGCGCCAACAUCGGAAGGAUAACUCAGGCCAUCCAAGAAAGACGACUGAGGUAGUUCGGGCAUGUUCUUCGUCGUCCACCUCAGGAGCUCAGUGUUACUGCCCUCGAUCCGGCACCGUUGCCCAAUUGGAGGCGUCAAAGAGGGAGUCAGUUCAAAACCUGGCUCGACACAUUUCGUCAAGACGUGGAGGUGGUUCUUGGACCUUCGGUAUUCGGUCUCCGUCGUUGGCGAGGGGAAUGGGUUGAGCUGUCCAGAUCUGCUGCCGCGGAUCGUCACGCGUGGAGAGGUGCAGUUCGUGAUAUCAUCGAGGCCGGCUAGAUCAGGCAUGAUCGCAGCCCUAUCAAGUACAAGUAAUACGAGAUGGACAGAAAUUCAACGCGGAAUAUAUAUUGGAAAUCAGUCGAAGGGAUUUCUCAACGCCGCGCGUGUGACAAAAAACCUGUCAGUUUAGCCGCGUCGUUUGAAUACUCUGCUCUUACAUCCCAGGUAAGUACGGUCACUUGGUUUUCAGGUGGCGGUGUUAUUAAAGAGACGUCGACCACUUCCGCGACCCUGCCACCCCUGACUGUCUCCUGUCCUUCUGUUUCAUCGCGCUUAUGCAGCGGCGGACGCCUCUGCAGCGUCCUUAGCGAUCGUUGCGUCAGGAAAUUUAUCUCGGGCACACCCACAGCCAACUCCGAGGUCUCGGCCGCGCGGCGAUUGCCGAAGGCCGCGUCUCUGAAUACAGAGCCAAGCUCAUUUUUCGCCACACUGUGGCCACGUGGAACUGCUCAAAGCAAUUCUGGCGGUAAUAGAAACUUUCCAAACUAUCAGAAUUUAGAAAUAACCGACGCGGAGCGGAAUUUGGUCGGUAUUUUAGCACUCAAGUCCCUUGUUAUGAACUUGAAGGGGAUGAGACGAUGUGGCUAUCUUUAUUACUGCUGAAUUAAUAGGGAGCGAUCGAUGAUGCGAAAGAAACGAAAACAAAUUAGCGCUGAAAAAAAAGAAAGAUACGCAUUUAAGUUUUGUCAUUCGCAGUCACGAGCCUGCUAAUCAAUCUUCCAGUGCGUAAACAGUUGCGCGAGCCAAGAGAAAAAAACAGCCCGAGAGAUAAUUGAGAAUAGAUCCAGAUUCAAACUGGUCCUGAAAAAAAUCCUCUGUUAAUUACCUCGGCAACCAGGACCGACCGUCUAGAGGGCAGCACGUGAUUCCGCGGUCGCACAGUACGUGUGCUGACUCCUGGGAUGUUUCUUUGUCUACAAAACAUCCUCACCCACUUUGAGACUGGCUCAAAUAUCUCGACCAAAACUGCCAAUAAAUAAUGAACGACUCUAAGGUCCUCUAAAGAGUAGCGGAAAUGGGGAAAACGCGAAAAAUCAUGCCACAAUUAAACUCAAGUUUAAGAAGUACAGCAAACCUCUCCAUGUGCUAUCUCAUGAAAUGUUCACCGAAUUUCUAAAAUGCUUGCUUAAUUCGAAGAGCUUGCUUAGGUAGGGUUUUCAUGUUAAUUUUCAUGUCGCAUAAUACCAACGCAUUCCGGUCACUUCAGGAUGCCAACUUUCGAACGAGCUCUUUGCCGCCCGUUUGCGUAAAUUAAAUUCCACAAAAAUGACUACUUGAGUAGCGUGAAUUUUUCCCAUUGAUUUUCGACGCCCUUAUGAAUAAAGGCAUAUUUUAUAGAAAAAAUGCGAAAAUUCCCUCCUUUACUCAUUUCGUGGGAACUUUCGUCUUUUUCAAAUUUUACACUUCGAGAAAGAGCGUCUUUCGAUUUCAAAAAGUUUCUGAUUGUGAGAUUUUUCAAGUCUGCCAAAUGGUCACUAGUACAGCGUCGCACCAGCGUAUUUAUUACGGCUACUUAUAAAGUGGAUAGUAUGGUCGUCCACAUCCAUUACGAAAUUAACUGAGUCCUAUUUGUCCUCUUCAUGAUAGCAUAUAUAAAUAAGUGAUUUUCCUUGUCUCCACAGUAUGUGGUUUGUAGUUCAGAAACCCCGAAUGCAAAUUUAAAGGGAGGUCGGGUUAAAAACGUAUUCGGGGAUUGACAAAAUUUUUCAAAACCGAGAGAUACUCUUUCUUAAAGUAAAAGAUUUGAAGAAGACUUAAUUUGCUACCCAGUGAGUAAAAGAUGGAAUAGUUUGUGCAUGUUUUCUGUAAAAUGUAUAUGAACUUAUGAGGGUGUCGAAAAUCAAUGAAAAUAACUGAUGCUACUUAAACAGCAAUUUUUUCGGAAUACGGUUUAUGCCAGUGGUCGCCAAAAAGCCAAUUCGAAAGCCGAAAUCUUGGCGUGACUGGAAUAUCUUAGCAUUAUGCAACACGACAGUCAAUGUGACAACUGUACUUGAGGAACCUUUUUGAAUUGAAAAAAAACAAUUCAAAAUUGUAGGCAACAUUUAAUAAGGUAACAUAUCUCCUGUAAGUAGCGCGCUUAGAGAUAGUCCUUUAGUACAGUUUACACGCAAAUAUCCCCGUAUCUGUCACUGUCCCUGAUGAUGGGUCCGAACGUGAAUUCGAAACGUUAGGCGGAUAAAGCUCUGGGUCCAGCGACCGCUUCUACUUCUUAAAAAAUAAUGUUAUGCCAAGGAUGGCCGUUAGCAAGCAGCGUACUGCCUGACUAUAGAUUCAGAGACGAUUUCUCAAGAAAUUCACUUUAAUUUCCCCUCUUUUUGCAUUGUUUGAGACGCGACCAGCUAAGGCACUUCAGUCAACAUUUAAUGAAACAGCAUAUCUACUGUAGGUAGCACGGAUAAAGAUAGCUCUUUAGUAAAAUUUACACACAUAUGUAGUGUCAAGAGUGGCCGCUACUAAACAGCGUACUGUUUAAGUAUAGAUUCGAAAACGACUUCUCCAGAAUACUGCCUUAAUGUUACCUCUUUUUGUCGUGUUUGAGAUGCGACUGACUAAGUUAAAAAAGAUUUCGUCCGUUUUCAUCGAUAGGGACGUCACAAGAAUAAACGUUUUCAGAUCAGCCAAUGACUGAGAGAUUUAAAUGGAAUUAGCGGAUGCAAUCAUAAACAUACCGUUUUGAGUGUCUCGAGAGAGGAAGUGUCUUCCGUAAAAUUACUGUGUGCUUGUUAAUGACGGUGGAGUACCAUGAGUCGGGGUGCGGUGGCAGACCCGGUCGCGCACAUUGGGAUCUCUGCAGCCCUCCCCAUUGUUGUUGUUGGUUAAAAAUCUGGUCAUUUGUUGUGUGGACCAGAGAGUGUGGAGUGGAACGCCAAGGUGCGGACCCGACCGUGCCAUCCACCUGCGCCCUCCCCCGUCUUGACAUCGAGUCCAGAUGGGGGACGAGGAGAGAGUACGGUAGAUGCUGUGCAAGUCUACUAUCACUAUAGACUAAUUCAUGCGCAAGUUACCGUCCCUGCACACGGUGGACAUCGUCGGCAACGACGGUCGAACUGCCGGAGUUCAAUGAGGUUAAGAGCGUUCAUAAGAUGUUAGCGAGUACUUUGCAGUUUUCAGGGUUCCCAGUGGACUACUCCUAAAGUUUGUCCAAACUCCUAAAAUAAAAUUACUCUUCUUUCGUAAAAAAUCACGCAUGGGUGCGCAAAUGUUGUCUAGGACAGCUAAUAAAGUAGGGAAUUGCCCGAGCAUGAGCCAAUGCAGAUUUCCACUUACAUUUUUAGACAUUUUGCCUUAUAAAAUUGCUCAGUAAUAUUCUAAACAAAAAGAACAUUUUCAGAGAAGAGUUAGGCGACUACGUAAGGUGAAGCACGUUGGAGGUGUCGAGAAAUUAUCGUCUAGAUCCCCCAUCAUCGCGUUUUUUGCAUUAGGCCACAUACUGUGUUUGCAUCCACCGUCGUUUGUUGCCCUCAGGGGACUCUCAGAGCGUCAAAUAUCUGCACCAUCCUCCACCAGGGUUCUCCUGAAUUUACCAUUUCCACAUUUAUCCAGAGAAGCCCUCAGAAUCCACUAACACUUGGAAAAUGAAAAAAAGUCCACGAAAAAGGCGUAUUUAGGUGGCGGUGGAAUGGGUUGUUUCAUCCUGAUUUCAGGACGCAAUGCCUGGAGACCCCGCAGGCCCGUAGAUGUGAUGACUCAUAAAAUGUCAUGAGGUAUCACAAGAAAGUCUCUUUAGCGCAAAAUCAGCCCAGACCGUGCUCUCCAAAGUCAUACCACAGUAAAAAAACGACCGUUCUUAAGCAGAAGGCAUAGUUUUGUUCAUAAGUGAAUGUUCACCAGCAAAAUAUUUUUCCACCGUAAACAAGAAUUUCAGAGAAUGGCUAUAUUGCAAGUCGCUUAAAUAGGACUAAAUAUAAGGGUGCAUAGGAAAGAGGGACUCAUAAAAAAGGGAAAAUAAUGAUAGAAAAUAACCAAUAAACAAGAUCGGUAUAUUGUUGAUUGUCUAUCUGCAUUUAACGCCGCAGACAGUCUCUCAGAUAUAGAACUGGCGAGGUUGUCUAUAGUGGAUUGUUUACUGUGGUUAUCUAGCAAAAAUCAGACUUUUCUUGCAUUGAAAGUUUCUUGUUUGCCUUGUGCCAAUGUCUUUUGAUAAGGGUGAAGAGAAAAGUGACAGCAUGUCGUAGGUACCCAAUAUAAAUUCGUUUUUGUUUAGCAAUUCUCGGUGUGAUAAAACAAACGACUGCCGAACAAGUUUAUUACUGAGUUUAUGCACUAAACGCCGCAACUUUACAAAACAGAAUUUUAUGAGCUUAAUUCACCCUUUUUCUCAAAACGAUGCAUUUCCUCAUAUCCGCUCUCACCUGAUUCUCUUGGAAUAAAAGUCCAAAUUUCCAAUUUUUAAACUUUUCUUUUUUAUAUUCAUGUUCGUUGAUAGCACAAUGCGCAUAAACUUGAGACUUUGGCUUUUACAUUUUAGUAGCCUAGGAAAUUACCUGAGUAUCAUGAAGGGUCAUAUUUCGCUCAAAUCUGGCCUGUUGUCCCUUAAUAAAACAGAGUUGAAAUUAAUCCCUCUUCAGUAAGUUUCUUCCUGCGUCUCAAGUAAGUUCAACGAAGACAAGAAAGAACACUCAAUGUAUGGCAUACUACUCAUUCGAAUUUCGGUCACGGUAUUUCAUGAGUUAGGCCACCCACCACAGGUAUUGCCGACAAAGGCAGAAUGAUAUUACCGACAAAGACAAGGGAAACUGCCUAUACGGCUGCUAGUUGGGCUAGAGAGAGAGAGUCCAUAAGGCACAACGGAACGAGUGAGUCCCGUAAGAACGAUCGGUGAGCGCCCCCUACCAUUGUAUAUUCCCGAUCGAAAACCGACAGGGCAGCGGGGCUCGUGGCUCCGUGGUUAGAAGCGCGAGUUCGAGCCUCGGGUGUUCCACACUUCGGGGUUGGGUAUGACUGGCUGACGACGUCUAAUAAGCCAGAAAUGGCCAUUCCAGUCUCCCUUGUCUUUGUCAGUAAUAACAUUCUGCCUAUAUCAUGCGCCGCUGUACGGCUGCUGGUGGGGUUUGAGAGAGAGAGUCCAUAAGGCACAACGGAACGAGUGAGUUCCGUAAGAACGAUCGGUGAGCGCCCCCUGCCAUUUCCGACAUGGUCGGUAGACCACCAGUCGAGGUAACAGGCAGAGGAUCUUCCCAGCCUGACCUUAUGGCAUGACUGGCUAGCAGAUAUUACAGUUUUGUCUCUUCUUAUCUGCGCUAUUCUUCGAUUGUUAGUUGCCCACCGUCGCGCGAACACCCCGCGAGGGCCCUAUACCUCCGCUCAUGGGGAUUUAGAAUGCUCACGCUGCUUCUCGCAACGCGAUGGUCGCCUGUCUCAUUCUCACACGUAAACUUGAGUAUUUCAAACCGCGGCUGACGGGCCCUGAUCCCAUGGCUCAGUCCAACAUGCAGCCGGAACCUAGUUUAAAUCUGCGUCCGACUAACGAUGGCUACUGUAGUAGAUGUGCUAACGCAUGACAUGUUAACCGGAAUUCUGAAAUGCGUUUUCAACUCGAAAAGAUUACUUAAGUAGGGUUGUGAUAUACAUCAUCUUGCAGCAUAAUCGCAAGAUAUUUCAGUUACUUCAGAAUGUAGGCUCUUGAACGAACUUCUCUUCGGCCGCCUGCGAAGGCUACGCUCUGUAAAAAAUGGCUACUUUAGUGGCAUACAUUUUUCUAAUUGAUUUUCGACGGCCUUAUAAAUUAAAAUAUAUUUCAUCGAAGACAUGCACAAAAUACCCAUUCUCCUGUCAUUUCGUAGAAAAUCACGCCUUCUUCAAAAUAUAUGCUUAAAGGAAGGGUACGAUUGAGUUUUAAAAGUUUCUGAUCAUGAGAUUUUUCAAGAAGAUGGAGUUCCCGUUCAUAAAACAUCGUGUCUCAGCAUUUACUAAUGUUUCUGGUAGUUUACUACAUGCUUCAAACCCACUGCUAAAUUUUAUAAACGCCAUAUAGUUUUCUCUUAAUACUGCAUAUAAAUGUGUGACUUUCCGUGCACGGAAAAUAUACAAAUCGUAUUUUGAACACCCUGAAUUCAAGUGUAACGGCAGGUCGGAUUCGAAAUUAUUCGGGAAUCGGAAACGUUUUUAAAACCGAAUACUACCCUACUGUAAGUCGAAAAUGGCAAUCCCAGUCUCCCUUGUCAUUUUUGUGAAACCGUUCCUGCCGACGGUCGAUCGAGGUCCUUUAGAACGUUUUAAAUCCUAGAGCUCAGUCAGUUCUGUUUUUGUGGUGGUAAGCGGUCGGUCGGUCGUCGGAGAUUUUGUAGUCACAGCGAAGUCAGGUCUUCCUGAACAAUUUACAACCAGACUGUUCGCGGUUAUGCGAAAUUGCCGGUCGAAAAAGGCCGGUUACAACAGGCAUUAGCUCUUAACGCCUCCUCUAGCAGCAGGAAUUGGAACUCACCACCUCCGCCGUUGCCGCUGUCGUUGUCGUCGCAGUUGACAAACCCUGGAACUGCUCCUUGCUGCUUCAAAAAUCGUUUAGGGACAGCCGAGAGCGUAGUCAGACGUCUGAGACAAGAGUACAGUAGAUGUGCUAACUCAUGAAAUGUCAACCAAAAUUUCGAAAUGCGUUCUCGUUUCGAAAAGAUAAAUUAAGUAAUGUUGUAAAACCAAUCAUGAUGCAGCAUAAAUAUAUAAUGAUCCAGUUACCUCAGGGUGUCGGCUUUCGAAAGAACUUUUUUUCGGCUGCAUGCAAGAUCUAUACUCUGCAAAAAUGACUACUUACUUAGUAUGCAAUUUUCUCAUUGAUUUUCGAUGACAUUGAAAAUUCAAUCAUAUUUCAUGGAAAACAUGCAUAAAAAUAUACAUUCUUCUACUUAUUCGGUAGAAAAUCACGUCUUCUUCCGAUGUUAUACUCAAAUGAAGAGUAUAAUUCGGUUUUAAAAAAGUUUCUAAUUGUGAGAUUUUUUUAAUACCGUUAAAUGGCCGUUCAUGAAACGUCAUGUAUCUGCAUUUACGAAUGUGGCUUGUAAAGCUUACAAUAUUGCUUAAAUCCACUGCUUAAUUUUAUGAACCUCAUAUGGUCUCCUCUUAACACCGUAGAGAAAUGAAUGGUUUUCUAUACACGGAAAAUAAACAGCUUGUAGUUUCGAAACCCUGAAUGCAAUUGUAACAGCAGGUCGGGUUCAAAAUUAUUCGGGAAUUAGAAAAGUUUUUUUAAAACUGAAUUAUACUCUUCUUUUGAGUCUGAAAUUGGAAGAAGACGUGAUUUUCUACCGAAUAAGUAGAAGAAUGUAUAUUUUUAUGCAUUUUUUCCAUGAAAUAUAAUUGAAUUUUCAAGGGCAUCGAAAAUCAAUGAGAAAAUUGCAUACUAAGUAAGUAGUCAUUUUUGCAGAGUAUAGAUCUUGCAUGCAGCCGAAAAAAAGUUCAUUCGAAAGCCGACACCCUGAGGUAACUGGAUCAUUAUAGAUUUAUGCCGCAUCAUGAUUAGUUUUACAACAUCACUUAAUCUAUCUUUUCGAAACGAGAACGCAUUUCGAAAUUUUGGUUGACAUUUCAUGAGUUAGCACAUCUACUGUAGAUCAUCCAGCUGACUCUGUUAGCGGUCGCCUCCCGCUUCUCCGAAUUUUCCAAUUCACUGCAUAUCUGGCUGCCCCGAGCGAGAAGCCGGUUGGGGUUAUUCGUUUACCGCACAACACACUGCCGUUGAGGUUCCGACAGCAGCCCGACGUCUCCAACAAGACGAGGUCACGGUUAGACCUGACCACCUGCCGGCGUUUGUGCCACCUCCCCCGAUGUCAUUUUAAGUAACCCUUAAGUGCUUUUCACUGGCCCGCUGACGCAAACAUUGGUCUCUCGGUUAUUCGCGACUUUCAGCGCGAAGCUGGUUUUUCCAUCCUUUAGAUGGGGCCGACGUGGCCACUUCCGCCAGCCAAUCAUGUGAGAACUUAAGAAGUAUCACGGGUUGGUAGACAAAUUACAAAACAUGUCGAACUCUUGGCAUAUAUGUUCUUGAACGUCAGCGGUACAGUCUUCUUUGACAUCUUCAUCUUCUUCCUCACCUCUGUCCACCUCCCUAACCCCAUACAUUGCCGCCGCCUUUCUAUGCUUGUCGGCUUAUUUUUCAGAUUCACCAGCAAAUGCCACAGGCCCUACCAGACGCAGCCCUAGAUGACUUAGUCAUUCCCACAGUCACCUGGCUAUCAGAGCUACACUUUGACGGUGAAGAACAUUACAAUUGGCCUUCUAGCCUGGGCAACAGCAAUGAUCGGCUCGUUCAGUGGUGCCAUGGGGCACCAGGCAUCAUACCGCUGCUGCUUCUGGCUCACAAGGUAAGUAUCUGAUGCGUGGACUGCAAAGUAAUAUGUAAUUCGAAGGUGUUGGACUGCGAGGUAAGCAAGAAGAGGAGUUUCCUCUUAAACGCCCACUUUCAGCUGCCCUGAGCGACUUCUGCACCGAGGGUAGAUUAUUUCUGCACGGAUAGCGAAUGUGGCUCUACCCAUACUUUAUUCCAAGAAAAUACCUACUUAUUUAAUUUACGUAGGCAUGUUAUGGGAGGGCUACGGUUGUGCUUAGGCCUACGAAUAGGAUUAAGGUUAGGUUUAGGAUUAGAGUUGCGGUUAGGGUUAAGUUUGCGUGCCGCAUACCGUCUUACCGAAUCCGCGCUUCUCAAAUCAGUGGCCUUGGCUUACCUAUUUUCUGUGCGUUUACGCACUCUUAAUUAGCAUUUUAAAAUUGCGCCUCCUCUUCCGACACCUUGUUGGAGUAGUGAGAUGAGCAUAUGCCAGAAAUGUUCGUUUUUUCAACGCCUUCCACAGCUUCCUUUUAUUACCGCAGCACAGCUCUAUAACCCCCUUUUGUGACCCUGUCUGAACCCCAUUUGGAUCCAACACAUCUCUAAAGCAACGCCGCGGUAAUUAUAACUCGGUGGUGAUGGGAAGCGUAGUUAAACUGCUACAAAAGAUGACCACCUCUUAAAUCUUUACAUCCCAUAUGUUUGUAUUGCUCGUGAAUUUGCUCAUUUUGGUAUGAGCGUAGAUGACGUUACAAUUGCUUUAGACACCAUUACAGCCGUUAUACACCCCAUUUGUUAGCCUUUUUGCAUUUACACCAAAAGCACUACUUGAAGGUAACCGAUGAUUCACGCACCAAGCGGCACACUGAGUUAGAUGCCGUGUAUAAAAGCUUCAGAGGAAAGUAGAAGAGAUGGGCAUCAAUCAAUACAGAAUGACGAACAUGGAGACCGUUUACUGAGCGUAAACACCGUUGAAUGUCGAUUUUUGUGCACAUUUUAAAAUGUCUGGCGACAAGACAGCUGAAAAAACAUCAGAUGCGGGUAGCACACCGCCCCCAAUUACCUAUAAAUUGAAUAUUAGGUACAGGAAGCUAUCAGAGGAUACAGAGGGGAUCUUCCUGUCUUUGGUUGAAACUCUGUCUUCUGGGCCAAAUGCUCAUCCGACGCCGUCCAACUGGCUAGCUGAUAAGUAGGUCUGAAGGCUUCGAGACGUGUUCGGGAUCCCCAAUGAAUACUGACCAUGAAACUACCGUGAAUGCGGCAGAUAGUAGGCCCACGUUUACCUUUAUAGUCAUCGCUGUCCCUUGCUGUGGUCUUGCGACCGAUAGAGUCAGUAUUUGGGCGCCUUGUUUCGUCAAAAGAUCUGGAUUCUGCACUGACAGUGACGUAAGUCGAUACACCCUUUGUCACCUAAAACCAUAGCAUUAGUUUAUGAAAAACAACCAGUUAACUGUGUUCCUGGACAUGUCUAGCUAUAUUUCGUGGUUGGUCUUGUUCUAAGCAGUGAACAUUGAGUUCAAACUGGAGGUAUGUGCCAACGGAAAUGAUGACUUUCAUCCGAAUCUUGCAGAUAACCUCAGACGCAUCUUAUCUGGAAAAGGCAGAGAAGGGUGGCAGGGAGGUUUGGAAGCGCGGCCUCCUCAAGAAAGGCUGUGGCCUCUGUCAUGGCUCUGCUGGCAACGGGUACGCCCUCCUUAGUCUCUAUCAGCACACUCAUAAGUCGGAGUACCUUCAACAGGCUGCUGUGGUAUGUGCCGUUCCCUUUUCUCCCUGUCCUUCAAUUUCCAAUGCAAAUCUGCGGUUUUUGUAAGUUAAUAUGAACUAUCUACUUAUAAUUUACGAGUAGCAGAUAAAUCCAAAUCGUAUUGUAGCUGCUGGUCGUGCGCAAAUCCUAGUUCUUGUUCUUCCAUUUCCUGCAUACAUGCGGCAUUAUCUGACUGAACGUUGUCUGCUUUAGUUUGCCGAAUGGUGUACAGAUUACUUCAACAAUGCUGAACGGACCCCGGAUCGUCCUCUUUCUCUGUUUGAAGGUACUCUUUUUAGAGUUGCAACUUCCUGCAUCACGAAUUUCCUUUAAGAACUCAAACCUCUUAUGAACAAGUUUUUAUGUCUACUGAUCAAAACUUACUCAAAUAACCCUCCAAAUACCUACAGCCUCGUCGAAAUAACUUAAAUCAUUCACCAAAACAGACACAAAGCAUCCUUCGCUUUGAGCCAGUUGUUUAUGUCAAACUCGGGGUUUUUGAAGGGACUAUAAUUUCCGUGUCAAGCGUAUGAGUAUGGAGGUAAUCUUUCCAUACUGUAUCCUGUCAAGGUGUUAUCUGCUUCUGGCAAACUCUCUUUUUAAUCUAAGUUAACGUUAAAGCACAGGAAUAAUGACACCUAAGACAUUUUUGCGAAAUCAGGCUGUGACGAAAUCGAGGGAACUCUACACCUCCGUUUUUUAAUGUUUUAAUGACACUUUUUAUUUCAUUUUCUCCAUUUGUCUUCCACAGGGAUUUCCGGCGCGAUCUGGUUUCUCCUGGACAUGCUGGAACCAGUCUCUGGCAAAUUUCCAAUCCUGCAUUAA
Messenger RNA from Spirometra erinaceieuropaei, 14915 nucleotides. The record is from the annotation of a GenBank genome assembly. NCBI's taxonomy places the organism in Eukaryota, Metazoa, Platyhelminthes, Cestoda, Diphyllobothriidea, Diphyllobothriidae.